Messenger RNA from Strongylus vulgaris, 708 nucleotides. NCBI's taxonomy places the organism in Eukaryota, Metazoa, Nematoda, Chromadorea, Rhabditida, Strongylidae. The record is from the annotation of a GenBank genome assembly.
AUGGUUUAUAUCACAAGACAGCACGCUUUCACAAUUCUUCCAACAAAUAUCAAAACCUUCUACAAGGAUUAUGGAGUUGGUUUGCGUAACACUGCCCAUGCUUUUGUUGAAGCUUUGAAAGUGUUCGACGAUGCAAAACGAGCAGAUCGUAAAGAUUGGAAGCUUAAAUCUGAGCACAAGGGCGACAAAUGUUUCAACAAGCAUUUCCCAAUAGGAAAAGUUUACUACCUCAAGAUUGAGAAUACCCCUCAUUGGAACAGUAAUGUGCACAGCGUGGACCGUUUAGGAACCAUAAGUGAGCACGCCGACAUUCUUCAUUAUACCACCUCCGAGGUCGUCGUCAUCAAAGGACGUGACUUCGUUGUUUGUCGAAUGUGGCGAAAGUAUACAACCUCCGAGGUCGUCGUCAUCAAAGGACGUGACUUCGUUGUUUGUCGAAUGUGGCGAAAGGUUGGCGACUCAUACGUAGUAUGUGCUACUAGUUUUGAGAACGACGUUCCCAUAAUGGCAAAGAAAAAGAGAGGUUGGGUAAAUGUAUGUGCUGGCAAAUUCACUCCGUUAGCGUCAGAUCCAACGAAGUGCACUAUCGAAUAUAUUGUAUCCAUUGAUCUCAGAGACAAGAUAACUCCAAAAGCGUUACCUCAUCAACGACUUUCUCGUUUCGUUUGUUUGCUGCAAGUACCUCAGUUCAGUCCAACGGUUGUUUAA